Molecule: messenger RNA, 381 nt
Organism: Bipolaris victoriae FI3
Lineage: Eukaryota; Fungi; Ascomycota; Dothideomycetes; Pleosporales; Pleosporaceae
Exons: 1
Coding region: 1-381 (126 amino acids)
Source: RefSeq, a predicted model, not a curated record
AUGAAGAUUUCAUCUCAUGUCCACACGGAUGAUCCAACUGUUUGUGAGCCACAACAAAUUUACAUCAUCGUGAUUCAAAGAUGUUUCCAUGAAAAUCAUUUUGAUGACGACGGAAAUGAUGAUACACAAAACACCAGGGAGAGCAAGAUCUCGGGCAAUUCUCGAGGAAGUGUUAGCAACAGUGACGAAGAGGAUAAACAGGGUGAAAAUGAUGAAAGGGAUACAAGCAUGCUGGAAGGUUUGCUCUUGCAAGCAAGAGGCAAUGAUUCAGCGACUUUCUCGAGGAUUGGAACGUUCCUUGUUGGUCUCUCUAGAGGAGACCCUGGGACGAUAUUUAAUGCUCACCUCAAAGCCGAAGAACGGAUUAUAACGCUCGUAUAG